GUCUCAGGUUGUGUCCCUGGCAGCAGCCGAGCGUCACGAUGGGGAAACAGAGUGCGGAGGCAGCUGCUGGUGGAGCAUCGAGCCGAGUGGACAAGAUGUCAGAGAGUCCGGAGAAGAGUGUGUGUGUGUCGGCUCAGGAGCUGAAGGAGCAGGGGAACCGACUGUUCCUGAGCCGCAAGUACCCGGAGGCUGCCGCCUGCUACAGCAACGCUAUAACCCAGAGUCCCUCGGUCCCAGCGUUCUACACCAACAGAGCUCUGUGCUACGUGAAGCUGCAGCAGUACGACAGAGCUCUGAGCGACUGCAGGAACGCUCUGGAGCUGGACGGGCACUCGGUCAAAGCUCAUUUCUUCAUGGGCCAGUGUCACCUGGAGAUGGAGAGCUAUGACGAGGCCAUCGGCAACCUGCAGAAAGCUUAUAAUCUGGCAAAAGAGCAGCGCCUGAACUUCGGUGACGACAUCCCCAGCGCUCUGCGGUUAGCUAAGAAGAAACGCUGGAGCAGCCUGGAGGAGAGGAGGAUCCACCAGGAGAGCGAGCUGCACGCCUACCUCACCAGACUCAUCCUCGCUGAGAAACACAGAGAACUGGAAGGCUGCCGGCGGACGCAAGAGGACAAGACCGAGGACGGGCGAAGUCAACACGGCCUCAACGAGAUCCACACGAAACACGACCGAUAUCUCUCAGACCUGGAGGAGCUCUACUGUCAAGUAGACGAGAAGAGGAAGAAGCGGGAGAUCCCAGACUUCCUGUGUGGAAAGAUCAGCUUUGAGCUGAUGAGAGAGCCGUGCAUCACUCCCAGCGGCGUCACGUAUGACCGGAAAGACAUCGAGGAGCAUCUGCAGCGAGUCGGACACUUUGACCCGGUGACACGAAAUCCACUGACCCAAGAUCAGCUGAUCCCCAACCUGGCCAUGAAGGAUGUAAUUGAUGCUUUUAUUUUGGAGAAUGGAUGGGUGGAGGACUACUGAACAACAAAGAGGAAGUGAGGUUUAUUUUGACAGUUUAGGAACAGAAAGAAGUGUUUGGUUGUUGAGCAGCUGCACAAACUGUCAUUCACACUUAAUCUCACUGGUCUGU
Paralichthys olivaceus (Japanese flounder) is the source of this 1077-nucleotide messenger RNA. The record is from RefSeq and is a predicted model, not a curated record. Lineage: Eukaryota; Metazoa; Chordata; Actinopteri; Pleuronectiformes; Paralichthyidae.